CGUAUACGUGUAUGACCCGUCUCUCUAAGGAGGCGAUAGAGAUUACAGAAACGGCGAGGAAGGAAGGAAGGAGAUAUGUGAAUCGUGUUCGUGUGUAAUGAAUUGUUCUCUCUCUUUCUCUCUCACACACUCUCACACACACAUAGAGCUUCCAUAUCUCCAAGAGCAGACAAAUUUCUCGAUCUUUUGAUCGUUUCUAUCGGUUUCUUCUGCAACUUGGAACCUCUAUCCAAAAUACCCACAUAUCAUUUUAACUUAAUUUGAAGGAAAACACUCCGCCGGCGAUUUCCUAUCUUCAUUAACCCCCUCAAUCGUUCUUCAAUAAACACUUUCUGGUUCAAAUGGUCUGUUUCCAUAAUGUUUCAGUCGAUGAGCAGAUUAACAACAUGUCAAAAUCAUCCAAUUCAUCUUACCCAUGUUCCAGAUUGAAACCAAGUAAUCAACUUCAAAGGAAACAAAGAUCAACCCAAUCGCCAGGUUGUCAUCAAUCUCGUUCAGCCAUAAUCGACAUCUUCAUCCUAAUUGCUGUUAUUUCUGCAUGUACCUUUCUUCUAUUUCCUUAUCUCAAGAUUCUAACCCGCACCCUGUUCCAAAUCAUUCCGAUUAUCGUUAUCUCGGUCAAACAUGAGAUUUCAGCAACUCCUUUGAUUUACGGAUAUCUAGGUCUGUGUGUUCUGUUUGUAACAGUAGCAGCUGUUUUAGCAAUCCCCGCAUGUUUGAACAAGAGAUGUCGAAGACCAGGAUGUAAGGGGAUGAGAAAGGCGGCUGAAUUCGAUAUCCAGCUUGAAACUGAAGACUGUUUGAAGAAUUCAAGUGGGUUUAGUUCUAAUGAAGGUGUGAAGAAAGGACUGUUUGAAUUGCCAAGAGAUUAUCAUAAAGAACUUGAAGCUGAGUUGAAGAAGAUGGCACCUCUUAAUGGGAGAGCUGUUCUUGUGUUUAGGGCAAGAUGUGGAUGUUCUGUUGGAAGGAUGGAGGUUCCUGGACCUAGGAAGAAUCGAAAGGUUAAAAAGUAGUUCAUAAACUUACUUUGGAAACUUCAAUAUAUAAUAAAUAAACCAACCCUUUGGGAAAACUUGAAUAAACAAUUAAACAGUAUACAUUUGCUUGAAUGAUUUUGAACUUUUGCUGUUAGUCUCUGCCAUGGUUGUUGAUCCAUCUUGUUGUACCAUGAUAUCUAUUUGUUUUUUGAUUUGAUAUGCUACCAUAAAGAAAACCCAAUCAGAAAACCAAUUGUUAGAUGCCAUUUAGUCUUUUCUGCAGAAGAUCAUGAGCUAUAUAUAUAUAUAUAUAUUGGUUGAUCUUGUAUCUUGUUUAAAUUCUGCUCUAAACAAAGGAACAUGAAAUCUUUGCAAACGCAGGUCCCUUGUGGGGUUGUAAGUAGCUUUAGAUUUUUUUUAUCAGUAUAAUACAAUUUUCUCAAUGGGGUUUUCUCUAAAGAACUAUAGUUAUCUUUUGGUUUAAAAAGAAAGCAUUUUAUAGUUUGUAAUAGAUCUAUUUAUUGAUACUUUGAUUGGGGUCCUUUUUUAAGUUGAUGUGGUGACUCUUAUCUUAGAUCUUUCAUGAUUAUAGAAAUGGUUGGGAGACAUCUUCUAGGUGA
Messenger RNA from Impatiens glandulifera, 1597 nucleotides. RefSeq lists its product as uncharacterized. NCBI's taxonomy places the organism in Eukaryota, Viridiplantae, Streptophyta, Magnoliopsida, Ericales, Balsaminaceae. The transcript has a single exon. The coding region runs from base 342 to 1013 and encodes 223 amino acids. The record is from RefSeq and is a predicted model, not a curated record.